Maylandia zebra (zebra mbuna) is the source of this 1142-nucleotide messenger RNA. RefSeq lists its product as uncharacterized. Lineage: Eukaryota; Metazoa; Chordata; Actinopteri; Cichliformes; Cichlidae. Gene Ontology annotation, biological process: immune response; cell surface receptor signaling pathway. Gene Ontology annotation, cellular component: external side of plasma membrane. The record is from RefSeq and is a predicted model, not a curated record. Gene Ontology annotation, molecular function: transmembrane signaling receptor activity.
CACUGGUGAAACAGUGGCAGCUUACUUCUUCUACAGUGGACGUCUUCUUGGACCUAGAAAUAAAGAGCACACCAUCUCCAACGUGCAGCAGUCUAAUGAGGGUUUCUACUGGUGUGCUACUGAUCUGAGUGGAUCAUCUGCUCAUAGCUACCUGAGGGUCAGAGAUCCCCCGACGACCUCCGUCAGAUCAUCUGUCCAUUCUCGUGAAACCAUGUCCCCCUUCCCCUCUCUUCCCCCUCCUCCUCCUCCCACCAACUGUUCCUCACCUCGUCCUCCUGCUCCUUCUUCUUGUGUGCCUGUGUUGAGACUCCUCUCCCACCUGCUGGCCUUUUGUAUUUACUCCAUCACCACCGGCCUGCUGCUGUCCAUCUGCUUGGACCGGCUGGCCACCAGGCGCUCAGCAAACAGACUUCCCGUCUCCGUGGAGAUGACCCAGUGCAUUGAAGAAAACUACGAGGCGGUGGUUGACCUCACGGCUGAGUGCGCGCUCUUCGAGGACUCUGAAUACUCUGAAUGAGUCUGCUGCUCUGACUCCGCUGACGUUUCAUCACACAGAGCAGAGGGAAGCGUCCAUCAUGUGGGAAGCUCCAGCUUCUCAUUUCUCAGACUGCACAUGUGAUACUGGUUUCUUCCCGCUCCUCAAAGUCACUUCCUGAAAGAUUUGUUACUGAAACAUGUCACGGACUGUGGACACGCCUUUGUUCAGGGUCCAGGGUUUUCUCCCUGCUCUCCGCUCGCUCUCCUGCUGACUCUUUGAAUCCCAGCUUUUGUGUAUCGGCUCACAGAUGAACGUCUGAUGUUGGAGGUUAAACUGCUGUAACAGUGAAGCCCAGAGAGGGUUUCCCACUUUUACUAAUAACAUAACGUUUCAAUCUGUAUAUGUUUAACUUUACACCUUGUAACAGUUUAAUGUUGGAACUAUUUUCUCUGUACUGUCUACAUCCGCCAGCCAUAUAACAGCUGGAGGAUGUUACAGCUCAGCUGAUGGGGAAGCUUCCUGUGGUGUUGUCAUGUCAUGUUCUCGGGAGUCACACAGCCACAGGGUGGAAACUAAAACUCAAGACUAAAACCAGCUGUGAAGAAAGUAUUCUCAUCACAUGAUGUAAAAUUAGCUAAACUAAAACAACUGAAACAAUAUUGGA